AUAAAGUAGUCCACAGAUGGACUAAUGUUUGUCCCUAACAAAGCUGCUGCUCAGCAGGGAUGGCUCCUGGGCCAGCGGUGACAAGAGGCUGGGUGCUGUUCACACUGCAGCUGCUCGUGAAGGGCAAAUGGACCCCCAUGGAAGGGUCAAGAAUCAGACCAAAUUUAUCUGUUCCCACUUGGCAAAAUAUUGUUGAUGGUAGUCAUAAUGAAACUUCAAUUAGUGGUGAUACUGAAAUCACCAAUACUAGAAUAGUGAGUAGCUCUUGAAAGAGAAAGAUUUCUAGUAUGGUCUUUGAUGGGAGAGUGGCUGUGGGAUGGAAAUAUUCAAUCCCAUCUUACACUGUUUCCCAUCUCCAGGUGUUUUGCCAUCAUCAGUGGAAGGGACUGGAACUGGUAACACCUUAUCUUGCUUUGGUAGUUGGCAUAUUCCUCUUCUUCACAGCCUUAAAUGCUUCAUGCUUUUCCCACUUGAUAACCCAUGGUUUGGUGCCUCUCCAAUAUUGGAUUAAAUAAUGAAACUAGUAAGGAAGUACAUAGUAAAUAUUACAGGUAAAAAUGCAAUCCUUUUUCUAAACCAACAUUAGUGUUUAUUAACUACGAACUCAGACACAAGUGUAUUGAGUUAUGAUAUUUCAUCAGGCCCAAUAAAGAUCAUGUUGGAAGAAGAAUGAGGACUCUGUCUACCAGAAAUCAUGGUUUCCACUUUCUCACAGGGCUCAAAGCUUGCUGGAACAUAUAAAUCAUGGAAUAAUAGAAUAUGCUGGGUUGGAAGAGACCUGCAAUGGAUUUGUUUAGUGGUGGAUUUGAUUUUAAGCUCCAGUAAUAUGCAAAUUAGUUGGAAGAAAAGUUAUUGAUGGAGUUGGUGAGCCAACAUUAGAAGUGGAAAUAUAUUGUACAGUUAAAAACUAUGAGAAGAGGAUUUGUUCCAGUGUAAUGGCUACUCACUCUCAAAUACCUGAAAAUGCUUUACCUGAAAUAAUUGAAGCUGAUGAGAGAGAAAGAAAUGAGUCUGUUUAUACUGCUGUGGAAUGGGUCUGUGACUCACUGAACACAAUCUUAAGGGACUUGGACCCUACUGACCAGUGUCAAGCUGAUAAGAUGCUUGGUGAGUACUUUGCAGAGAAGGUAGAAGAAAGAAAGGAAAUUGAAAGGCAAGAAAAAGAAAUGAGAGAGGAAGAAGAAUCAGCAAAAGUCACUACUUCCCCUGCUUCAGGCCAUUCAGCCGCGACGCCUAAGCAAAAAAAGGGACGAAAAUCAGGAAAGAAGGUGUCAGAGGACACUCCCAUCCCGCCUGCAGAGCCUGCUGAGCCCGUGCUGUGUGGCAGCUUGGCCAUUGGGGGAGCAUCACUUGCCAUAGCCAAGGCUGGGGCCACCAUCAGCCGUGUCCCUUUGUACCUGUACACUGCACUGCUGAAACACAAGGAGACACCUAAAGAAAUUACUUUACCACUCCCAAUGGUUACUGUGUUGUACUGUGAAAAGAAUUCACCUACAAAACUGAAAUUAGUCAAAGAAGUUAUGCUUAUACCACCAGUUGAGUUAUUACUCCAUCAGGGCAUAGAAAUAGUUCUGGAAAUUCAGAAAGAAAUUACAAGAAAGAUGGAGUCUCCAGGCAAAACGCCUGCUUCACGAGCAGAGAGUAGGAGAGGAAGAGGGCACAAAGCUCAGCCAGGACCCUUAAAAAGAAUUUCACACUUAGGCUGCCUGAUAACAGGAUAUGAUAGUCUGGAACAACUGCUACUGCAAGUGCAAGCAGCUUGCAACAGUUUAGGUCUGGAGCUGGGAACAGACCUGUACUUAGCAAUAAAUUGUGCUGCUCAUGAAUUAAUGGAUUAUGAUAAAGGGAAAUACGAAAUACUCACCGGAACAUUCAAAAGUCCUGAUGAAAUGGUUGCCAUGUAUGUGGAAAUGAUUAAGAAUUUUCCUUUUAUUACUGCAUUAAUAGAUCCCUUAAGAAAAGAGGACAGAGACCAGUGGAGCAGCAUCUGUCGUGCCCUUGGUUCCAAAUGCUUCCUGAUUGCUGAAGAUGCUGCCACACAAAUUUCCAAACUCAAAACUGACCAAAACAUAAACAUAGCAAUGUGCAGUGGUGUUGUCCUGAAAUACAUUAACCAGACCACGGUGUCAGAGCUCAUAGAACUGACUGCAAUUCUGGAUGGUCAAAGACAUAUUUCCAUAUUAGGAAGUCCAGAUAGAGAAUCUUCAGAUGAGAGCCUCGUGGAUCUGGCUGUGGGCCUGGGUGCCAGGUUCCUCAAGUUGGGAGGUCUGUCCCGCGGAGAAAGGGUGGCCAAAUACAACCGGCUGCUGGCUAUAGAGGAGGAACUGGCCGCGAAUGGAGCGCUGCGUACGAGCUUCUUUCUUACUUUGUUUUCAGGCUGCCAUGAAUACGGGCACAAAGAUUGGAGGGAGAAUGAUUGAAACCGCACCCCAGGAGGGAAGCGGAAUCAAAAGGCUAUAAAUAAGGGCUGACAAAAAAAGCCUAGGAUAGCACUUGCCACAAUGUAUAUUGUUGUCCUAAUGGAUUAUCUGUUUACUGAAUGUUAAAAUAGACCCCUUCUUGAGGAGUAGCCUACAUUAAGCUUUUUUUCCCCCAGAAUUAAUUGGUUGGAGUCUUGAAGCCCACGGUGCAAAAAGGAACAAAACAAAAAACCGUGCAUAUAAUGUGUCGAAAAGCUGCCAAAAUGGAAUUUUAGGCCAAAUACCCCACCUCCCUCGAGGCCCGAAACAUAUAUUGCUAACAAAACUUCACUUCACAACCCUCUUUUGUACGUUACAUUUCCAGCAAAAUGUGUUUGGAAAGCUACAAUUGCGUGGGUAAGCCUCAAAUAAAACCCAAGAAAACCCCAAGUUGACGAUGCACAUUCAGCCUUAGCCACUUGUAUGCAUCUGCCUGCCUGUUUCAGGACCUGCAUCUUCUUUUUACACUGUACCAAGGCACUGUUAAAUGCUUAGCAGUUCAUUAGAGCCACUUCUCAACUUGCCCAGGUAUCAAUCAAGCCAGAAUAAAGACAUGCAGUCUAAAGGGGAGGCAGGGAGACAAGGAGAGGAAGAAUGGAAGGAAAGGGUUUGCAGGAAUUGUAUUAUGCCUAAGAAAAGGAAACACGAAGCAGAAUUAAGUCAUUUUACCCUCUUGUUUGUAAUAAUUUCCAGUGUUCUACACAUAGGGUAGCAGCACUUGACGUGCACGCUAUAGAACAAAGUUUUUACUUGAAAUUCUUUUUUUAAUUGAAAAUAUGUUGAGCUUUCUGAAAACUCCCCCUUGCUCAUAAAUAAGCAUUGUAAAAACAGAAACUUUUUUUUUUCUUUUGCUAAUAGUUUCACAGAGUGCACUUUUCAAAGAUAAGAUAGGUAAUUACAGAACUAUGAAUUUUAACUGCAUCAGCAGUAUUAAUAUAUUGCCUCCUCAAACAGUGUAGGCCAUGUAGACCAUGGCCUGGUCCUGUACCCACAGUGUUCUUCCUUUCUAAGGAAGGACCAGACUUCUGAAGGUGUGUCCAGCCCUGUAAGCAUCAUGGGGCAUUUCCAAAAGAACAUCACAACAAACCCCAUUACAGCAAACAUGAGCUGCCUGUUUCUUUUUCUUCUAUUUCAGGUAAACCAAAACUUGAAUUUGUUGAUUUUGCUGAAGAAAAGCCAGCAACAACUUCCUGAUGUGCUUCCUGCCCCACAGAAGGUUUAGCUGCCUCCACAGCUCUCAGCCAGCCCUGCAGAUUCACAGCCGCCUGCUCAGCUCCCAGAGAACAGCACACUAACCUAGGCUGUCAACACUUACUUUGGGAUACAUUUCUAAGAAAAAACAUUUGCUAAGAAACUUAUAUAUUAACUAUUUCUAAAUCCAUUUAAUUUUGAGCAGUUCAGCCAGAUAGCUCUAAAAGAUUUCAAAUACUGGCUUCUCUUUUCCCAGGAACCAUUGCCUUCAGCUGAAACCAAAUUAACUGAGCAGUGACUGUAGUCACUGAAAACACCACAAAAUUCUGUGCUGCAUUUACAAAUUGACAAAACAAAUACCGCUGUGUUAAGUAACUAAAUGUUUGUUUUGAGAAAAUCAGAAUCUCCCUCCAUACAAAGAGCAAGCUGUUGACAAACAGUAAAAAAACCCCAAACACAAACAGAACACCACAUUUUACAGAAAAACAAAGGCCUUGAGUGUUCUGCUGCUCCAUCCUCCCCACCCCCUCAGUGCUGCUCUGAGAUCCAGCCUGCAAAGAAGAUUUUGCUCCACUUGCAGCCCUCAAGACAAGUGCAAACCCCAAAUGCUGGGCACAGAGCUGGGACUGGCAUCAGUAGGAAGCCUGCUCCAGUUGGCAGCAGUGAGUAACAAGUCAAUUCCACAAGGUCUGGGAAACUUGUCAGGAGUCUUUUUAAUAAGCAACAAUGAAAAGUUAAAGAAAUAAUUUAUGUUCUAGGUAACAAAACAGUUUAAGUAAAAGAAAUGCUUCUUGAAAAACUUCUUGGUUUUGCAUAAUUUGAAAAUCUGAACAUAUAAUACAGCAGCAAUAAUUUGAGGAAAAAAUACAUAUAUGAAAUUUUGCAUUUUAAGUUCAGUGUAACAGACAACUAAGUAAAAAAUUAACCAGAACCAACUGCCCCCAAGAAAUGAAAAUAUCAGUGAGAGACAAAUUCCUGCAAGUUUAUGAACUGUAUGUAAUUCAGUCAUUAGAUCAAGUCCAAGAUUUUCGUAGCAAACAUGCAAAAACCACCAAAAUAGAUGUGAAACCACCACACUCAUUACUAUCAUUUUAUUUUUAGGAAAAGCACCAGACAGUUGCAUGCAGAGCCAAACCAACAAACUCAGAACAUUCAUCCUUUCAAUACUAUCACUGUUUCAAAUAAUUAAAUAAAAAAGAAUCCAAGUGCAUUCAAGUACGUGCCCACCCAAUUUCAGUUACACCAAUCUUUAGGUAAAUCCCUGAUUCCAUUUGUUCAUUAUAAAAGAAUGAGAUACUGUGCUGAAUUU
Molecule: messenger RNA, 4959 nt
Organism: Zonotrichia albicollis (white-throated sparrow)
Lineage: Eukaryota; Metazoa; Chordata; Aves; Passeriformes; Passerellidae
Source: RefSeq, a predicted model, not a curated record